AUGGACACGGUGCGCAUUGCGGUCGUCGGAGCUGGCGUGAUAGGGCUGUCAACGGCUGUGUGCAUUUCCCAGCUGGUCCCCCGAUGCUCUGUGACGGUCAUCUCAGACCAGUUCACUCCCAAUACCACCAGCAAUGUAGCAGCUGGGAUGCUUAUUCCUCACACUUAUCCAGACACGCCUGUGCCCACGCAGAAGCAGUGGUUUACAGAGACCUUCCGGCACUUGUCUGCAAUCGCCGAGUCCGCAGAAGCUGCAGAUGCGGGUGUUCACCUGGUGUCUGGUUGGCAGGUGUUUCGGAAUGUCCCCACCGAAGAGGCGCCUUUCUGGGCUGAUGUCGUUCUGGGAUUUCGAAGGAUGUCAGAAGCUGAGCUGAAGCGAUUCCCUCAGCACGUGUUUGGUCAGGCUUUUACAACUCUGAAGUGCGAGACUUCUGCCUACCUCCCAUGGCUGGAGAAAAGGCUAAAGGAACGUGGAGGUCUGCUACUCACCAGGAGAAUAGAAGACCUGUGGGAGCUGCAGCCAUCCUUUGACAUUGUGGUCAAUUGCUCAGGCCUGGGAAGCCGACAGCUGGUAGGAGACUCCAUGAUUUCCCCUGUAAGGGGCCAAGUGCUGCAGGCACAGGCCCCCUGGGUGAAGCAUUUCAUCCGAGAUGGGAGCGGUCUGACGUACGUUUAUCCUGGUACAUCCUACGUCACCCUGGGAGGCACCAGACACAAAGGAGACUGGAAUCUAUCCCCAGAUGCGGAACUUAGCAGAGAGAUUUUCUCUCGAUGCUGCGCUCUCGAGCCCUCCCUCCGCAGAGCCUCUAACAUAAAGGAGAAAGUGGGUCUGAGGCCCAGCCGGCCAGGGGUGCGUCUGCAGAAGGAUUUGCUAGUCCGAGGGGGACAGAGGCUGCCUGUGGUCCACAACUACGGCCAUGGGAGUGGGGGCGUCUCAGUGCACUGGGGCUCUGCUCUGGAAGCCACCAGGCUGGUAAUGGAGUGGAUCCAUACUCUCAGGACCCCAGCUACUAUGUCAAAACUGUAGCUAACACCAAACGACAGCAAAUAACCCCAGGCGAUAUCGGCCAACGCACCGCGUAAGGUCCGUAACGGUCCUCAUAACGUCUCCACUGCUUGAAAGUUGAAUUUGACCUUCUUUGUUUUCAAAAUUAAAAAUCAUGCAACACAUAGCAGUAGUCUCAGAAAGCUUGUCACUAACAAUGCAGGGCACAAAGCUCUGUUUUUGUCAAAAUAUGUGUUAUUAAAAAAAUACUUGUUAUAUAGGGUAAUGUUUGGGAAGGAUCUAAUGCCAAUUUGUAUGAAUGAUGUAAAUGAUAGGGAUUUUUGUAUCUUUAGCUCAUAAACCCGUAAGAGGAGACAAGGUGUGGGAAACACUUGUAUCCCCGUCAGCUGUAGAGCUGUGCACGAUCCUCUUAGGUCAUAGAGCCAACCAAGUAAGUAUUGUCAACCCUGUAGAUAAGAGCACACAGUCCGGGCCUCCUGUGUGUAGCUGAAGGCCAAGCAUGGUUAUGGCAGCCCUGGCGGCAGCCGCUCCCUCCCCUCCGCAGGUAAUGAUAGCAGAAGAUGGAGGUGGAGGGGCCCAUGAAAGUGGCACCAGUUAAGGAGCAGCUGCGUGUCUGUCACUGCGUGUGUUUCAUUGUUUUUGGGACCAAGCGCUUAGCGGAAACAACCUAAAGAAAUACUUUGCUCAUUGUUUUGGUCCAUCACGACAGGGAGGGCCCUUCAGGACAAGCUGUUCCACUCACGCCUGAAAGCAAGAAUGCAAGAAAGCAGAGUGGAGAGGCAGCAGGAAGGAUCGGGGCCAGAUACAGCCUCUCCCCCCACACCAGGUAUCUACCCCCUCCAACCAGCCCCCACUUCCUAAACUUCUCCCUUCUCCCAAUAGUUCAUUCUUGAAUUCAUCAAUGGAUUAAGUCAUUGAUUAGGUCAUCUGUAUCUACCCUCAGCCCCACCCAAAGGGGUGCUUUAGUACUCGCCUAAGCAGUCUCCCAUCUUGUCAUGCUGACAAUAGGAAUUUACCCUGACAGUCACCUCGGCUGCAUAUUUCAUUACCACAAAUGAUCGAGAGCUGGCUGACUGCAUAGUGAAUGAGCAUUGUUGAAGAUUGAGUAGUCUAUGCAACCAAAAAGCUAAUUUGCUAAUGGAGACGGAACAGUCAUUUUAAAUGACAUACAAUACAAAGUAUUCUUCAUG
Molecule: messenger RNA, 2195 nt
Organism: Peromyscus eremicus (cactus mouse)
Lineage: Eukaryota; Metazoa; Chordata; Mammalia; Rodentia; Cricetidae
Gene: Ddo
Product: D-aspartate oxidase
Exons: 4
Coding region: 1-1026 (341 amino acids)
Molecular function (GO): FAD binding; D-amino-acid oxidase activity
Source: RefSeq, a predicted model, not a curated record